Messenger RNA from Didymella exigua CBS 183.55, 1500 nucleotides. RefSeq names its product zinc finger protein zpr1. The transcript has 2 exons. Gene Ontology annotation, cellular component: cytoplasm; nucleus. Lineage: Eukaryota; Fungi; Ascomycota; Dothideomycetes; Pleosporales; Didymellaceae. The coding region runs from base 1 to 1500 and encodes 499 amino acids. The record is from RefSeq and is a predicted model, not a curated record. Gene Ontology annotation, molecular function: zinc ion binding.
AUGGCCGAACACAAGAGUCUCGCGAAGGAUCUCUUCGAGGAUAUGGGCCGCAAGGUCGACGAGGCCAGUGGACAGCAGGAUGAGGACGACUCUAGGGUUGUUGACGAAAUCGAGAGCUUGUGCAUGAACUGCCACGAGAAUGGCACCACUCGCCUUCUCUUGACGAGAAUCCCUUUCUUCCGCGAAAUUGUCAUCAUGUCUUUCGAGUGCCCGCACUGCCACUUCCGAAACUCUGAGAUCCAGCCCGCUGGUGAGAUUCAGCAGCAAGGUGUCAAGUUUACGGUCCGAGUCGACUCCGCGGACGACCUGAGCAAGCAAGUCGUCAAGAGCGAUACCGCUGUUUUCAGGGUUGAGGAGAUUGAUCUGGAAAUUCCUCCUGGUCGCGGACAGCUCACCAACAUUGAAGGUAUUUUGUCCAUGGUCGCGCAGGACCUGGAGCAGAAGCAGGACGAGCGAAGAGAGAAGAUGCCUGAGGUUGCGCCCCAGAUUCAGAAGGUCAUUGAUACACUGAAGGGGAUGGCAAGCGGCGAGAAGCUGCCCUUCAAGGUCACAAUCGACGAUCCGGCCGGUAACUCCUCGAUCGAACCGCCCAAUGUGCUCGCUGCUGGCAAGUACUCUCGCCAGCAGUACAACCGCACAGCCGCACAGAACGAAGCGCUCGGUCUUGGUGAUAGCAGUGGGCAAGAGCAGGAGACACCUCUCAACGUGGAGGCGCCGGCCACCGAGAUCCGUCCCGAGUACAAGGCUCGCGAGAUGUACCCGGAGAUGCCUUCUGCGCACCAGCCCAUGGUGAACAACGUCGACGAUAUCAUCGAGAACCAGGUGUACUCAUUCCCGUCCACCUGUCCAGGAUGCACUCUGUCGUGCGCGACAAACAUGAAGAUGGUCAACAUUCCCCAUUUCAAGCAGGUGGUUCUCAUGUCCACCGUCUGCGAGCACUGUGGAUACCGAAGCAAUGAGGUCAAGACCGGAGGCGAGGUACCGGCGAAGGGUCGUCGCAUCACAAUCAGUAUUCAGAACAAGGAGGACAUGUCCCGAGACAUUCUCAAGUCUGAGUCUUGUGCCAUGUCUUGCCCCGAGCUGAACCUUAGCGUUGAGCCUGGAACACUGGGCGGUCGAUUCACCACCGUCGAGGGUCUCCUGACACAAGUCCGCGACGAUCUUCGCUCGUCCAUUUUCGACGUGGGCGAUGGAGGUGACUCGAUGGACUUGGCAUCUAAGAGCAAGUGGAACACGUUCUUCGACCAGUUGGGCUCUGCCAUCGAUGGCAAGGAGAAGUUCACAGUCAUUCUGGAGGACCCCCUUGCCAGCAGUUACAUCCAGAGCUUCACUGCGCCUGAACCAGACCCACAGAUCAAGGUGGAUGAGUACGACCGCACAGAGGAGGAGGAGGAAGAGCUCGGUCUGAAGGACAUGAAGACCGAGGGCUAUGAGGAGGAGCAUGCCGCAGAGCAGGCCGCAGAGCAGGCCGCAGAGCAGGCUGCCGCUAACGGCGCAUGA